AGUCAGGUAGUUAGCACCCAGUUAGACAGUGCUAUAGUUAACACGUUAGGCAACAUUUAAGACAAUUAAUGAAGCCGUGAGAUUAAUGAAGAAGGUGGUUAUUUUAGAUAAUUUUGUAGACAUUUGCUCGUUACUUCCCUCGCUAACCAUUGUCAACUGUUUACCCGCUGUUGAUACUCGGGCUGCCUCACACAUUGGACUGAAGUUAGCUUGACUAGCUGGUUAACAGUAACAUCAAAUCGGAAAAACGUAUGUGAAGUUUUACCUGGGAAGAAUAUCGGUCCUCUGCCGGGAGAGCAAAUGCCUCGUCUGGAAAAGUCAAAUGGCAGAGGGACAAAAAGACCAAAAUUGGACUGGAAGUUUGUUCAGAGGUUCUGCAGCAUCCAGAAGGUCCUGUUCCCAUCAUGGAGCAGCCAGAGUGUCCUGAUGUUUGGGACGCUGCUUUUUGUCACUCUGACAGAGCAGCUGAUCAUUUACCAAGUGGGUGUCCUCCCCAGUCACUUCUACAAUGUGCUGGCAGAAAAAGAUUACUCAGGCUUCAGGAGUCUGGUGGGAAAAGCUAUGGUGCUCAUUUUAAUCAACUCCACACUGAAAAGUCUUGACCAGUACAUUUGCAAUCAGAUGUAUGUUAGCUGGCGGAAGACGCUAACCGAGAGCCUCCACACGGCCUACUUCCAGGGCCGAGUCUAUUACACACUCAAUGUACUCAGAGAGGACAUAGACAAUCCAGACCAGCGGAUCAGUCAGGAUGCAGAGAGGUUGUGUAAGCAGAUGAGCACCAUGGCUAGUCGCUUGAUCGUCUCGCCGUUCACACUGGCUUACUACACCUACCACUGCUUUUACAGCACCGGCUGGAUCGGCCCUGUGAGUAUCUUUGGGUACUUUGUGGUUGGAACCAUUGCCAAUAAAAUCCUCAUGGGGCCGAUUGUGUCGACUCUGUUUGAGCAAGAAAAGCUGGAGGGUGACUUCAGAUUCAAGCACAUGCAAAUCCGUGUUAAUGCAGAGUCUGCAGCUUUUUACAGAGCUGGUAAAGUGGAGCACACGAGGACCAAUCGAAGACUGCAGGCUCUGUUAGAAACUCAGAAGAGUCUAAUAAAUAAAGAACUCUGGCUUUAUAUCGGGGUGAACACCUUUGACUACCUCGGAGGUUUCCUCAGCUACAUUAUUAUCGCCAUUCCCAUCUUCACUGGUAUCUAUGAUGGUCUCACUCCUGGCGAGCUUAGUGCACUCAUCAGUAAGAACGCCUUUGUGUGCAUCUACUUGAUAAAUGGCUUCACGCAGCUUAUAGACCUGUCAACCACUCUGUCAGAUGUGGCUGGAUACACCCACAGGAUUGGGGAGAUGAGGGAGGUGAUGGAUGACAUCCUACGCAAGCAGUGUGACUAUGACCCUGCGUCAGGAGAAAGCUACGACUUUGACAGUGACUUCAAUGUCCACGCAGGCCCAGUGGACACUGCCUUCAUCCUCGACCAUCUUUCAUACAAAUCUCCUUACUCAGACGAGCUGCUGGUGGAGGACCUAAGUCUGAAAAUCAGUCAGGGAGCUCAUCUACUGGUGGUGGGAAACACAGGGACGGGCAAAACGUCACUGCUGAGGGUCCUCAACCGCCUCUGGGAGGCACACAGUGGUUUUGUCCACAUGACGACAUGUUUCGGGCCCAGAGGAACCCUCUUCCUGCCGCAGAAACCUUACCUGACCGAUGGCACGCUGCGCGAACAGGUGAUCUACCCACUGAAGGAUAUUUACCCUGUAUCAGGGUCAGUGGAUGAUGACAGAAUUAUACAGUUCCUGGAACUAGCUGGAGUGUCCAGUCUCUUGAAGCGGACAGGUGGGCUGGAUGAAAAUGUGGACUGGAACUGGUAUGACGUUCUGUCUCCAGGUGAAAUGCAGCGUCUCUGCUUUGCUCGGCUUUUCUACCUGCAGCCCAAAUAUGCAGUGUUGGAUGAGGCCACCAGUGCUUUGACAGAGGAGGCGGAGGCACAACUGUACCGGACCUGUAAACAGCUUGGCAUGACUUUGAUCAGUCUGGGACACCGUAGCAGCCUGGAGAAGUACCAUGAUGUUCAGCUGAAGCUGUGUGGAGGCGGCCGAUGGGAGUUAACAAAUUUAAAAGGAGGCAGCGGCAGCCUCAAUCACAGAGAUGAAACCAUGUGACCUCAGUCUCAUAUUUCCGAAAUCCCGGACAUGUAGGAAGCACUAGUGUGGGGGGCGAGAACAGAAAACACUCCUGAACUCCUCAGUUACUAACAGGUGCUCUUCAAUAAGGUACAUAGACACAUUUUUCCAGACAGGAUGAUGGUUUAGAGGCUCUGGGUCUGGAACCAGCCAAAAUGUUUUGGACCCGAAUGGUUUGGAUUAUUAUGUAAUAGUCAGCAUGAUUUAAAUAUAAUGAAAGAAACAGUAAACUUUAUACUUGUUGUUUGUCUUUAUGUUAAAUUACAGUGGUUUAUUGUGUUAUGUUCACAGUUAAUACAUGGGAAUAUUAUUACUACUGUGUAAUUCAGUUUUGUAUUAAAAACACACAAUGUUUUUAUGCUUUUAGUAAUUCCUACCAAGAGCAGAUCCAUCUGUGGACAAUACAUACAGUUUAAACACUUGUUUACCUGAUUUGAUACAAUUUUCUUAUGUGCAAUAAAAACAAAUAAAAAUA
Molecule: messenger RNA, 2650 nt
Organism: Seriola dumerili (greater amberjack)
Lineage: Eukaryota; Metazoa; Chordata; Actinopteri; Carangiformes; Carangidae
Gene: abcd4
Product: ATP binding cassette subfamily D member 4
Exons: 19
Coding region: 301-2154 (617 amino acids)
Biological process (GO): very long-chain fatty acid catabolic process; long-chain fatty acid import into peroxisome; fatty acid beta-oxidation
Cellular component (GO): peroxisomal membrane
Molecular function (GO): long-chain fatty acid transmembrane transporter activity; ATP binding; ABC-type transporter activity
Source: RefSeq, a predicted model, not a curated record